GUUCAGCAUCACAACACAUGCAAAAAUACGUGUGUGUGUGUGUGUGUAUGUGUGUGUAUAUAUUUGUGUAGCCUCAACAUUAGUUUAGUUACACACAUACUGCAGCAGGGCACUAGCUCACAGUAACACACAAUGAUGAAGCAGUGAGCACCCAAACUGUUAGGCCGUAGAGCAAAGACACAACAGGUAAGUAUGUGUGACUGAAAUAACGCAGUAGGAAAAACAUAGUUUUGUUGUUAAUAUUCUAGAUGAGGCUUGAUAAUUUAUUUCACUCUAAGUAUUUUCUUAAAAAAACAAUUACAUAUUUGUGAUUUUUUUUUUUUUUUUUAAAUAUUCAAUUUACUGCUAAUUUAAUGGAUCCAUUUGCACAUAAACACUGCAUAAACGUUAGUAGAUACAGAACUCUAGUGUCCAUAUUGUUCCAGCAAUGUUGGAAAUGAACAAGGCUACAUACCAAACUCUUGCAGCAGAGGGCCUUUCUUCACUGCAAGUCCUUCUUUUCUCCUCAGGGUGGUGCUCAAUGACCUGUUUAACUGCUUCUACUGCUGUUUGGCACUUAUCUUAGCAACCAGACCAGAUGACAAGUUGAGGCUUGUCUAAUGUGAGAGGCCAAUGGGCUGAACUUCCUCACCCUGCAGAGCAGCAGGUUGGCUGCACUGAAUCAUGCUGCAUUGCUCUGCUGCUACUAGACAAACACACAGGAGAGAUUUUUAAGAGCAGAAGUCUGUCAGUUUGACCUAACACCAUCCCAGAAGAGCCACUGACACUGCAGCUGGAAGUCCGUCAGAAUGAGACACAACUUGAUGUUUUAAGAUGCCAUUGGACUGAUAUCAGCAUUUGGACUAAAAUUUGGAGUGCACGAUGAGAGUUUUUCUUGCCAUUUUACCUCACCACAUGGAAAACGCAUCAGACAGCUGCUGCUUCAACCAACACGAACAAUGAAAGUUGGGAUUCAGUAUCUUUCUCAAGGAUACUUCGACACAUGACCAGGAGGAGCCGGUGUUCUGGGAAUCCAUCCUACCUGGCAAACCAUCCUACCCGUUGUUUCUGCGCAUGCGCACAACACCAGACAUCCCUCCCUGGAAUUCCAAUUAGUAGCGGACCCACUCUACCACCUGAGCCACAGCCCCGUUCAGUUGCUUUUAGGUGUCCAUUUGAUUCCUGCUCUGACUCUCAUCCUGUGUGAGUGAGGAGGUCACCAUGGCAACUGUGCCACAGGGGAUUGUGGGAAAGCCAAGGUUUGGCCCUAGUGACUGUCUGAUCGCAAUGUUGAGGGCUUGCUCCAGAGAUUCGACUGAGGCGAUUGAAACAAGACUGAAAUGCAUGCUGCAAAUGUUUCUACAGCAUUACAGGGAUGACGAGGGAAAUGAGAAGACCAAAGAGUUGGCAGCAAAGUGCUGCUACGAGGCAGGGGUUUGGUAUCACAGAAUCUUGGAGAGCCUGAUCAGUCAAGAGAGGAAAAGGCUGGGCUUCAGUGACAUCUCAGGCAUCUUGGAGCAUGAUCUUUUCCAGCGCUGUCUGGUGGCCUGUUGCUUGGAGAUCGCUGCAACCUCAAACAGCUUACCAUGUGACUUCCCGCUGCUCCUUCAGAUCCUCAAACUGGAACCAUACCACUUUUGGAAGGUGAUUGAGCCUGUUUGGCGGGUUGGGUCAGGCUUGCCUCACUAUGUGGUCACACACCUCAUCCAAGUGGAAGAAAAGGUUUUGGAGAACUUGGCUUGGAUCAGCGACUCACCACUGUGGGAUGAAAUCACACCCAACGAGGGCCAUAUGCCCACCUGCCAACAGGUAAUGCAUCCAAAUAGGCUUGAAGGUCCAAUGCAAACGGAUCCAGGUGUGCCGAGAGUAGAUGUCAGUUUGGGGAUGAACCACUCAGCCAGGACAGAGCAGCAGUGUUCCCCAUCAGCUAUAAACAGACAAGAGAGAAGCAGCUCCCUCCAUCUGUUUGCUCGGAAGGUUUACAGCUUGAUGGCCAAGCGUCUGAGGGAGCUGUGUUCCACGCUGGAAAUAUCUGAUGAGCUGCGAUUAAAGAUCUGGACCUGCUUUGAGUAUUCCUUGGUCCACUGCUCUUGUCUAAUGGUAGACCGUCACCUGGACCAACUGCUCAUGUGUGCUAUCUACAUCAUAGCAAAGAUUACCAAGAUGGAGAUACCCUUCAAACAGAUAAUGAAAUGCUACAAGUCACAGCCACGUGCCAACAAAAGUGUCUGCAAAAACGUGCUGAUUUCAGAAAGGAUGGAGGAAAAUUCUACCAUUAAAAAAAUCAAUACUGGAAAGCACAGCAGCACUAUCCUAACCCCCAACACACCAUCAACACAUUAUCCAAGACCUGGGCAGGAGGAACGGGGCAAUCUCAUCCAUUUUUACAACCAGGUCUACACGACAAAGAUGCAGCAUUUUGCCAAACAGUUUGCUCAAACCUCAUUACGAGACACCCCUCCUUUGUCUCCAUACCCUCGACAGUGGAAAGCAUCUCCUCGCUGUUAUCAGCUGUCCAACAGCCCGUCCAUCUCCAUUUCACCAUACAACACAGAAAGCCCUUCCCCUCACAGAACUGGGCUCUGCUACUACUUCAACUCAAGUCCUCCAGAGCUUCUGCGUGAGAUCAACAACAUGAUCAAAACGGGCAGGUCACCAAACAUGCGAUGCUACGCGGUAUCACUGGAUAGAGAUGAGGAAGGAGAUGGAUCCUCAGCCAAGAGGCUUCGUUUGGAUGGGCAGUCAGCCUGGCAGAGACGACUGAGAAAUGUGUUCAAUGAUCGCAUUACAAGAAUGAACCAGGACCAGGUCUAGCUUAUUCCAGCUAACAGGCCUAACCUCCACUCUGAUGGAAGUAAAGCACACAUUUACUUCUUGACAAAUUCUCUGUCAGCUCAAAGGACUAAAUUUCCGUUGCUUGGCUCUUUUGUUUGGAAUCAUUUUUUCUGAUACCAUAAGUCAUGUGUGAAGGUCUGUGAAUAAGCCACUUUAUCCCCAGCACAGUAAUAGAAGACUGGUCAUCCUGGGUUGCUGCCUGAUGGAAGUGUCCUUCAUGAUAUUGUAUGAAUUUAAAGAAAGACAAGGCUGCAAAGUGCCCAGUGAGUUUUUCUUAGAUAAAAAAGGACUGAGACAGGACUUUAGCAACUAAAAGGCAGAUUAGUUAGUGUUUGUCUGCAUCCACAGGAAUUAAUAUUUACAGUAAUAUGAAAACAUAAAUGUAUCCACAAAUGCAUCCAAUGGACAUUUGGGCAAAAAGUUUUUUUUCUGCACAAAUUUAACAAUUCUGUUAAAAAAAGUGUAACUUAGGCCUCUGAAGCUAACAUAACAAAACAAAAUUUUGAUUUAGUCAUUUUUGCAUAAUUAGAACAUUUAUAUAAUUAUAGUUCGUUAUCUUAAUGACUUAAAUCUCACAUAAUAAUAAUAACAUGGUACCUUUACAUGUAUGCAAAAUGUUUUAUUUAUUUUAAAUGUUUCAAUGAACAUUUUAAACUCAAUUUUUGGUGGAUUUUCCAGCAUGCUCAUCACUGUCCUGUUGAAAGAUUUCAACUCAAGGUUAUCUUAAAGCAUAUUUUAAAUUUCAUUCUCACUUCAUAGUUGUAUGACUGCAAAUUGCCAGGUCCCAGAGGCAGCAAAGCAUUCCCAUAACCAUAAUAUAUCCACACACGUACUGUUAUCAUGGCUAUGUUAGAUGUGCCUUAGUAGCCUUGGUCUUUGCCUUUAUGUUAACUAUAAAAAUACAGCUUUGCUCUUUUGGGCAUUCCUGUUAUGCAGGUCAAGUUUUUGCACUGUUUACAAUGCAAAGAGUUGACCGCAGAUCCUCUGAUGAAAGCUUGGGGUCUUUGGAGACUUGCAUAAUUUGCUGAGACAACCCAUUAUGGACAAUUUGGCAGCUAUUUUUUUUUUUUAAAUUUAGCUAAAUUUAGCUACAAGAUUUUUUUUUAGAUGAUUUGCAGAAUUAUUGAUUUAAAUUAACUGGGGAACACCAAACCCUGGAUGUCUGAGGUUAAAAUAAGACAUUACUCUCUAAGAAGAGUCUAAUAACUGACACCAUAUUUGAAGGCCCUGUGUGAUUAAUUUGAGGAUGUACUCAUUUGUUCUCACUAGACUGAUCUGUUUUUUAUGUUUGACUUACUUUUGGAAUUUUGAGUGUACAUACUAACAUUAACUCCUGUCUAUGACCUGCAUGAAUACUGAAGUUUGAAGUGAUUUGAUUCUGACUGCAUAUUGGUGAUACUAGGGGUUUGAUGCAUACCACUCUAAAUUAAUUUAAAGUUGUUUUUACAUUCAACUUAUCGCAAAACUAUUGAGGAUAAACUAAAGUAAGACUUUUGCAAAAAUAAUAAAUGAAAAGUGCUGUUACAGUAGCAGAAACUUGCACUGGUCAACAUAAAUGUAGAAGCUAAAACAAAUUCAGUCUCAAUAAAUCUUUAAAAAUCCAGUCAGCAGUUUUAGCCACCGUUUAUUACAGACUGAGUAUCACAGCUGAUUCAACAGGACAUCAAUCAAAAACUGCACGGUGAUUUUAUUAAAGCUCUUUUCCAAACAGAAAAGUGUUUUGCUUUUGAGAUUUAUUGCGCAGAAUGAUACAUGUGUCAGUUGACAGAAGUUGGCUUUAUUAUCAUCUGCUGAUGCAACAAAGUUUCUUUAAAUCUGAGUUUAACAAUAAGUAGGUAUUACCGAGCUUUUGAAGACAUGUGACCACUAACCACAAGAUUUUAACUUGAUGACAAUUAAUAAUGUGGGAUCAAGUGAACCCCUCAGCAAACAACCCAUCAUGAAGGGGGGAAAUGAGCAGUCCUCAGUUGAUUGCAAAUGGUUGGAGGUUAGUGGCAGUCGCUGGGAAAAUGAUUGCUAAUAUCCCAGUCAUGCAGGCCUACAGAUUAGUCAGUGACAUCCUGUCAACUACCUGUUGCUAGGAAAAAUGUCUAUUUCCCAACCAGUUCAGUGCAGCGCCUUCUUUGCAACCAAUUUCACCCAGUGAGGACCAGAAACCUCCAAGAAACACUGCCAACCAGUGCAACAUCAUGUAAAAAACUAGGGUUUGGCAAUGGAACAGAUGCCUUUCUAUUUCUAUAGAACUUUUCAAAUUUCAGUUCAGCCGCAGUUCUGUUUGUGGUGAUUUUUCUUUUGCUAAUUUAAUCUACGUCCUUGAAAAAUUUAAUUGGUAACUAAUUUGUGCUAUUCCUGAAUAGCACCACAAUAUACUGCCUCUUUCCUUUUUGUUAUGUUGUGUUACAUCGAGAGUUAACGUGCGAUUUCAAAGGUGGGGUAACCCUCAGCUGUAGCACUUCAGCGACGGAAUAACUUAGAAAUACGUAACGUAAGAAUUCCUGUGGUUAGCUCCAGUAGAGUUUACUGUGUCCAGAAUAGGACCAGUUGCUUACUGGUCUUUGUGGAUUUAGGCAGUUAAAUAUAGAAAGAUAUGAGCAAACCCCUAGACACAAUAAAGCUAGUAUAUAAGGUCAAAUUUAGUGAAUGAAUCUAAACAGCAUCAUCCCCUUAAAUUUAAUUUAAUGUCGGCCACCCUUGACAUUCUUAACUUCCCAGUGACCGUGCACACCACAACCUGCUCUGCACCAUCCAGCAUAUCACAAUACUGUAAACUUUACAACAAUGCAAAUUAACCACUUUAACCUGUAAAUUAAACCAAUUUUCAAAGAGUUUGAAAGACACUUCACAUAAAGAUAAUUCAGAAACAUGUCAUGUAUACAUCCAAUAUCUAAAAAAAAAGAUUUUUUUUUUAAAAAUUCUAACGUUUCUGAUCACAAGUUGUUGACUUUUACACCUGUUUCUUUCUGCUCUAUAAAGUUUGAUGUAAAUUGGAUUUUGUGAAAUGACGAUGGCUAAAACUCCUCCAAGGGAAUCAAAACACAAAUUUUUCCACUGUGGAAAAGCCAGUAACCAUAGCUACUCUGUGAUUGGCACACAGCCCACUUCAGUGUUUAUCAGUAACCAUGUUUUGCUUCAGAGUUAAUUCUCAACCACUGUCACUUAGGGAUGUAUUUGCAAAAAGGCAAUGUGAUACAACAGACAAAGGACUGUAAAAUAAACCAACAAAGUUAACACAACAGGAAGUCAUAUAGUUGCCAUGGAGAACAAAUGCACCUGAGCCCACAACACACAAGUUUUAAGGUGACGACCAGGAUUUUGACACUUCAUACUCCUGUGGACAACCAUCAGCUGAACGACACGCUGCACACUCUCAAAUUUUGAAAAAUCAUGGGCUGCAACACAAGUAGGGGGGCCACAGUGGUUGACCCUUCUGAAAAGCCAGAGGACAGGCCGAAAACUGCCACUUCCACCAAGCAGGCGCCUGCAGAGGAAACAAAUGGAACAAAAGAAAAAGAUGAAAAAACGAAGAGUUCCAGCUGAGCGCCACCUUUACACCGAACCUAACUCUUCUUCUUUUCUAUCAAUGAACAAGGAUACAGCACCUCUCUGUAAACAGUUUGACGUGACAAAUGGGCUGCAUGGUGACUGAGAAGGGUUCUGUGGUGUCUGUGUUGCUGUGUGCACAGAUUGGCCUGUCCGAGGGUGAAGGAGGACCUGUAAGCAGGAUGAGGCGACGCUGCACUACUGUCCAUCAACGUCUGUCAUCUGGGCCAGGCACACAUAAUCAAAUACGCACACUUCUGUAGAAAUCCGACUCCUAUUGUCAAAGUCUAGAAACUAUUUUGUAAUAAAUAUAUCGUUUGGAGUAUUACAUUGUGUUGUCUUGAACCUCUGUUGCCUUUAUGUUCUUUUUUAGGCGUCGUUUCCUGCGGCGUACCUUGCUUUGUUUUUUCACAAUCAUUUAUUUUCAUUCUCUUCUCCUCCUCCUCUUUACUUGCACUCACACACCUCUGGUCAGAGCUGAUAGUUACAA
This is a messenger RNA of Haplochromis burtoni (Burton's mouthbrooder), 6844 nucleotides long. RefSeq names its product retinoblastoma-like protein 2. Gene Ontology annotation, cellular component: chromatin; nucleus; transcription regulator complex. Gene Ontology annotation, molecular function: RNA polymerase II transcription regulatory region sequence-specific DNA binding. Gene Ontology annotation, biological process: regulation of transcription by RNA polymerase II; cell differentiation; negative regulation of G1/S transition of mitotic cell cycle. Lineage: Eukaryota; Metazoa; Chordata; Actinopteri; Cichliformes; Cichlidae. Bases 1201 to 2793 code for a protein of 530 amino acids. The record is from RefSeq and is a predicted model, not a curated record. The transcript is spliced from 18 exons.